This is a messenger RNA of Choloepus didactylus (southern two-toed sloth), 3115 nucleotides long. It is a transcript of the gene ATP6V0A4, whose product is annotated as ATPase H+ transporting V0 subunit a4. Gene Ontology annotation, cellular component: vacuolar proton-transporting V-type ATPase, V0 domain; plasma membrane; vacuolar proton-transporting V-type ATPase complex. Gene Ontology annotation, biological process: proton transmembrane transport; vacuolar acidification. The coding region runs from base 316 to 2835 and encodes 839 amino acids. Lineage: Eukaryota; Metazoa; Chordata; Mammalia; Pilosa; Megalonychidae. The transcript is spliced from 21 exons. The record is from RefSeq and is a predicted model, not a curated record. Gene Ontology annotation, molecular function: ATPase binding; proton-transporting ATPase activity, rotational mechanism.
UGGCCGGCAGGGCAGGUUUGUCCUCACCUGCAAUAGGCCUGUGUUGAUACAACAGAGCCAGCUCCUGGCUCCUGGCAGCGCCCGGGGUCGAGAAGGAGCUGGGAGCGGCUUGUUGCCCCAGGGAGGCCACCUGUGAAAUCCACCAGCCCGGCCGGUCCCACCAGGGUCCCGGGCCACUAGCAAGCCACCUCCGAGGGACAGGCCUCCUGCCCGGUGGAUUGCACAGAGGCGGCCUCUGGGGAGCCGCGGCCCCUCUGCUAGCUCCUGACCUGGGCCCAGGAGCUUGCACGAAGCUGGGACCAAGGCUGGGUCAAGAUGGCAUCUGUGUUUCGAAGUGAAGAGAUGUGUUUGACACAACUCUUUCUCCAGGCGGAGGCUGCAUAUUGCUGCGUAGCUGAGCUUGGAGAGCUGGGAUUGGUUCAGUUCAAAGAUCUAAAUACGAAUGUGAACAACUUCCAAAGGAAAUUUGUGAAUGAAGUCAGAAGGUGUGAAUCACUGGAGAGAAUCCUCCGUUUUCUGGAAGAUGAGAUGCAAAAUGAGAUUGCGAUUCAAUUGCCUGAGAAGUAUCCACUGACCCCUCUCCCACGAGAAAUGAUCACCCUGGAGACUGUUUUGGAAAAACUGGAAGGGGAGUUACAGGAAGCCAACCAGAACCAGCAGGCUUUGAAGAAAAGCUUCCUAGAACUGACUGAACUCAAACAUCUCCUGAAGAAAACCCAGGACUUCUUUGAGACUGAAACCAAUUUAUCUGAUGAUUUCUUUAUUGAAGACACUUCUGGUCUCCUGGAGUUAAGAACUUCACCUGCAGCCGUGACUGGAAAGCUGGGGUUCACUGCUGGUGUGAUAAACAGGGAAAGAAUGGCUUCCUUUGAGAGGUUACUCUGGCGAGUUUGCCGAGGAAAUAUCUACUUGAAGUUCAGUGAGAUUGACGCAGCCCUGGAGGAUCCUGUCACAAGAGAAGAAAUUAAAAAGAAUAUAUUCAUCAUAUUUUAUCAAGGAGAGCAGCUCAGGCAGAAAGUCAAGAAGAUCUGUGAUGGUUUUCGAGCCACCAUAUACCCCUGCCCAGAGCCUGUGGUGGAGCGCAGAGAGAUGUUGGCUGGCGUCAACGUGAGGCUGGAAGAUUUAAUCACUGUCAUAACGCAAACGGAGUCUCACCGCCAGCGCCUGCUGCAGGAAGCGGCUGCCAACUGGCACUCGUGGGCUGUCAAAGUGCAGAAGAUGAAGGCCAUUUACCACAUCCUGAACAUGUGCAACAUUGAUGUCACCCAGCAGUGCGUCAUCGCCGAGAUCUGGUUCCCAGUGGCAGACACAGGACGCAUCAGGAGGGCGUUAGAGCAAGGCAUGGAACGAAGUGGCUCUUCCAUGGUCCCCAUCAUGAACAAAGUACAGUCUAAAACGGCUCCUCCUACAUUUAACAGAACCAAUAAAUUCACAGCUGGCUUCCAGAAUAUUGUAGAUGCUUAUGGUGUAGGCAGUUAUCGGGAGAUAAACCCAGCUCCCUACACCAUUAUCACUUUCCCCUUCCUGUUUGCUGUGAUGUUUGGAGACUGUGGUCAUGGAGCGGUGAUGCUACUGGCUGCCCUUUGGAUGGUCCUUAAUGAGAGACACUUGCUCUCCCAGAAGUCGAACAAUGAGAUUUGGAACACCUUCUUCCACGGACGCUAUCUGAUCCUACUCAUGGGCAUCUUCUCCAUCUACACGGGCUUGAUUUAUAACGACUGCUUCUCCAAGUCUCUCAACAUCUUUGGCUCUUCUUGGAGUGUUCGACCCAUGUUCAGAAAUGGCACAUGGAAUUCACAUGUAAUGGAAACAAGUCCAUAUUUACAGCUGGACCCAGCAAUUCCAGGAGUGUACUCUGGAAAUCCAUAUCCAUUUGGGAUUGAUCCGAUUUGGAACUUGGCGUCCAACAAGCUUACGUUUUUGAACUCCUAUAAAAUGAAGAUGUCGGUUAUCCUGGGAAUUGUCCAGAUGGUGUUCGGGGUUAUUCUUAGCCUUUUCAAUCACGUAUACUUCAGAAAGACUCUCAAUAUCACUCUGCAAUUUAUCCCUGAGAUGAUUUUUAUCCUGUGUCUCUUUGGAUACCUGGUUAUCAUGAUUCUUUUUAAAUGGUGCCAGUUUGAUGUCCACACGUCCCAGCAUGCUCCCAGCAUCCUCAUCCACUUCAUCAACAUGUUUCUGUUUAACUAUAAUGACCCUUCUAAUGGGCCCCUGUACAAACAUCAGCAAGAAGUCCAAAGUUUCCUUGUUAUUAUGGCUUUGAUUUCUGUGCCAUGGAUGCUUCUGAUUAAGCCAUUUAUUCUAAGAGCCAAUCACCGGAAAUCCCAGCUACAGUCAUCCAUGGUCCAGAAAGACUCCACAGAGGACAUUGAAGUUGGCAACUUAAACCGUUCUGUUGGUUCUGGCAAGAGUGCUCCUGCAGGUGCCCACGGGGCCCAGGACGACCAUGAAGAAGAGUUCAACUUCGGAGACAUCUUUGUCCAUCAAGCCAUCCACACCAUUGAAUACUGCCUGGGCUGCAUUUCAAACACAGCCUCCUACCUCCGGCUCUGGGCCCUCAGUCUGGCUCAUGAACAACUGUCUGAAGUGCUGUGGACCAUGGUGAUGAACAUUGGCCUUCGCCAGCGAAGCUGGGGAGGACUCAUUGUGGCCUUUAUCAUUUUUGCCAUAUUUGCUGCUCUGACAGUAGCCAUCCUUCUUAUCAUGGAGGGCCUCUCUGCUUUCCUGCACGCCCUGCGACUGCACUGGGUGGAGUUCCAGAACAAGUUCUACGCUGGGACGGGUUAUAAGUUUUGUCCCUUCUCCUUUAAGCGCAUCCUGGACGGGACAGCUGAGUAGUAGGCCCCGGGUCCGCGUGGCAGCCCCCACCGCCCCGUGGCAACCUCGGCUCAGUGGAAGUUCAGCCUCGUCUCUAAUGUCAGCCUCUGCAAGGUGUUCAGUGGAUGAUUGUUCCUGGCUAAACUGAGGCACAAAGCCAUGUAUUAUUUGGUCGUAAUCCUUGGGAUUUGAUAUGACUUAACUAUGUCAUAGAGGAAAUAGUUGGCAAGUCAUUUGACCUCAUGUAGGAUCUUAAUUAUCAAAUAAUAAAAUGAUUGAGAAAUGGGGAGGAGAUGCUAAA